Molecule: messenger RNA, 1880 nt
Organism: Bemisia tabaci
Lineage: Eukaryota; Metazoa; Arthropoda; Insecta; Hemiptera; Aleyrodidae
Product: phosphotriesterase-related protein
Biological process (GO): catabolic process
Molecular function (GO): zinc ion binding
Source: RefSeq, a predicted model, not a curated record
CCGCCUUAUCUGUGAAUAAUCCUCACAUGUGUUCUCAACAAGAUUGCAUAAUUUAGAGUGACUGUUUACAUUGGACUUGGUGUCAGACCAGUAUUCUUGGUUAGGUUAUCCACUAACUUAUGUUUUAGCUUUUUUAGCUGCUGUGUUUAGCCGUGCAUUCCAAAUUGCUCUUCGCCAGAUUCAGGAAGUUACUAAUCAUUUCUUGAAUUUUUUCCUCUAUAACGCAAGUAGAAUGUCUGUUGAAACAGUUUUAGGACCCAUAGCAUCAUCUAAACUUGGAAAGGUUCUUACUCAUGAGCAUUUUUCGAUUAAAUAUGACCGCUUUAACAUAAAAGCACCAGAAGUGGUGAAGUCUUAUCUGGAUCAACCGAUCUCUAUGGGCAAUCUUGGAUUUGUUCGCCAAUAUCCCUACUCCUGCCCUUACAAUGUAACUUUCAAUGAUGAAGACUCGAAUGUAGCGGUAAUGAAGGAUGUCAGUCUAUUUAAGCAAUUUGGAGGAGGAACAAUUGUAGAGAAUUCUUGUCAUGGCUUGCACAGAGAUUUAAAACUCCUGAAAAAAGUGAGUUUGGAGACAGGUGUAAAUGUAAUUGUUGGAACAGGUUUUUAUGUUAAGUAUGCACAAUCAGAUUCAACGCUGAAAAUGAAGACUGAAGAAAUUCACGAUUUAAUUUACCAAGAAAUUAACAGUGGCUGUGUUGAUGACAAUACUAUUAAGUGCGGCUUUAUUGGGGAGGUCGGCAGCUCUUGGCCAAUAUCUGAUUUUGAAAAGCGAGUAAUUGUGGCAACUGCUCAAGUCCAGGCAGCACUGAAAUGUCCUGUUACUUUUCAUCCAGAUCGAAAUCCAAAAGCUCCAUUUGAAAUCAUCCGGAUAUUUUUGGAAGCCGGCGGAAAAGUGGACAAAACAGUCAUGUCUCAUUUAGACAGAACUUUACACAAGAAUGAGGACUUGUUGGAAUUUGCAGGGCUCAAAACCUACUGUCAGUUUGACUUGUUUGGAAAUGAGUGUUCAUUCUAUCAGCUAGCACCAGAGCAAGACAUGCCGUCAGAUGGGCAGCGCAUAAAUAAAGUAAUGGCUCUCAUAGAGGAAGGCCGAGGCGAUAGAAUACUUUUAUCACAUGAUAUUCAUACAAAACACCGACUGGUCUCUUUUGGAGGACAUGGUUAUGCCCACAUUUUAAACAAUGUAGUGCCAAAAAUGAAAAUCAGAGGUAUCUCGCAGGAGAUGAUUGACAACAUUUUAAUGGAAAACCCUAAACGGUGGUUGGAAAUGCCCAACUGAUGAAAGAAAUAUUUACCUCAGAUCAGGCGGGGUGAAGCUUUUAUACAAACUUUAUGUUAAAUACUGUGAUAUAAAUUUCACGUAAAUGUUAUACCAGAUGCAGUCUCAGUUAAGUGAGAUGAUGAAAUUCUAGCCAUCUAUCUUUAGAAGACACAUAAGCCUUUUUAUGAACUUGCUACAUUUUACAUAAUAAUAGAUUCAUUGAUUAUGAUCCCAUGUUAUCAUUUCAUCUCAGAAUCAGCAAGAAUACAUUUAAAAUUGUUAUGUUUUUCUAUCAUGUGAAUGCAUAUCUAGAUGUACAAGGCUUAUCUCUAAACAUCUGAAAAAUUGCCAUGAGGGACUGAUUCUGAAAGAAUUUGCCUUAUCAUAAAGAAGCAGUUUUCUCGCGAUAAUUCUGAACGUGAAAAAUGUAGUAAUGUACAAUUCUUCUAUGAAAAGCUACUGAUAAGGUAGGAUAAGUGGGAUUUUGAGUUACAACGGAAUAAAAAAACAAAAAAAAAAGGAUAAGAAAAGAAAAACAAAAUAUCAAAAGUGAAAAAAUAGUUAUAAUUGUAAAUUACACCCUCGAAUGAGUACUAAAGUAACAAAAGAUUUAUUGAAA